AUGGAGACUGCCACUUCGAGUCCAAUUUUUUCUCCGCUCGAUGCGGCCGACUUAGAACUCAGUGGCCUGCUUGGACCCGUGGAAGAAACAGGACAACGACAAUGUCACAAGCGUCGUCUUCAUUCUUGGGGUGAUAUAUUUUACAAGGAAAUUCCCCUUGACAUAGCCAUGGGCUCUCCAGAAGCCGCUGCUGCCAAGGCAUUUGUCACCAUACCAAGCGCCCUUAUAUCGCGUGCAACAUUGUGUUACCUGGGCUUCUCUGAGCUCAAGGUCGACGAGAUGUGGAACGAAUGGUCUAACUGGCCUGGCCGCGAGAUUAAUAUCAACACUGGCGAUCUCCAAGGCACCUUUCUUGCCUUCAUUCUUGGCCAUGUGAAGAAGGAAAACGCUUAUACAGACGACGAUUCGGAGUGGCGCCGGUGCCUUGACGAAUGCGGUAAGCCGCAAAAUGAGUCAACUGACGCCAACGAGCGAGCACAACCCGACAGACUUCAAUCUCAGUCGCCUGCUGCAAUCUCAACUCUAGAAGGCUUACCGCCUGAGGUCCAUCGCUUGCUAUUGUCCAUGCUUGGCAUCGAUGAAAUGCGCGCUCUUGUGUCGUCGAGCCCCGUCAUUCACGCCAGGUAUCUUGUUGACCGCAGAUAUUUACUCUGCAGAUCGCUGGAUAAUACGUUAGGAUGCGUCUUUAUAGACGCCUUGGCCGUAUUCCGGUCGAGCUCUGCCGACUUUGCUAAAUUACGCACGCGUGAGAACGUCACUGGCUUUCUGAAGCUCUACCAGGAUCAACGAGGUGCCACCGAGCAACCAUUACUCCCACGAGACGUUGGCGAAGAUGAAGCAGUCGGUGUGGUCAUGUUUCAUAACUCCAUUGUUCAGCCUCUCGCUCGGUAUUACUUUUCGUGGUCAUUGGGAAAUCUCGCACGUGAACAAGGAGCUUUGCAAAGCCAUGAGCCGCCGAGUCGCACAGAGGAGACGCGAUUGGUGCGUGCCAUGUAUCGAUUUCAAUUGUCCUGCAACCUGUUUGGCAGAGGCAAACAUGCUCCAACGCUGAGCCCGCCACUGGGGUUUGAGUCUGCUGACAUCUUGCGACUCUUUCUCUGUUUAUUUGAACCCUGGGAGGUUGAGGAGAUUGCUUGCAUCAACACCUUUGCAACAGAAAAAUAUGACCGAGUUUUCAGCGAUAUCCGCUGGGACGUACAUGAGGAGAAUCCCAAGUUCGACGGCCAGCGACCGCCAACCCCAGACGGCGCUUUUGACUUUGACAACAGCUGGACCAGAUUAUCCCUCUUGAGAGGAACAAUCUCCCGCGGUCUCGAGUUGCUGCAUUCCGUUAUUUUUAAAGUCAAGGAUCACGAGCAUCUAGUGUCGAUGAUGCAAGAGGAGAUUUCAUUUCCGUUGGGCAACGUGCUCGACGAUGCGUUCAGCGAGGGCGCGCAGUUCCAUAGGCGCCGCAAUCAUCCGUCGAAACGGGAUCUCAAGCAAACCCGGCGAUGGACAAUUAUAUGGCACGGAACCUACAGUAACUUGUAUGGAUACUAUGUCCAAGACUCCAUACGCCGCUGGGGCUACGUUAUUUGGGAUGCAGUGAGGCUGGAGCGAACCAACGCAACGGAAGUGUUGGCACAACAAUGGAGAGAUGAUUGGGGCGAUAGCGAUCCGAGGAAUAAUCUUCUGUAG
Messenger RNA from Metarhizium robertsii ARSEF 23, 1677 nucleotides. RefSeq lists its product as uncharacterized. Lineage: Eukaryota; Fungi; Ascomycota; Sordariomycetes; Hypocreales; Clavicipitaceae. The coding region runs from base 1 to 1677 and encodes 558 amino acids. The transcript has 4 exons. The record is from RefSeq and is a predicted model, not a curated record.